Mycetomoellerius zeteki is the source of this 1285-nucleotide messenger RNA. It is a transcript of the gene Pmm2, whose product is annotated as phosphomannomutase. Lineage: Eukaryota; Metazoa; Arthropoda; Insecta; Hymenoptera; Formicidae. The transcript is spliced from 5 exons. Bases 485 to 1273 code for a protein of 262 amino acids. Gene Ontology annotation, biological process: GDP-mannose biosynthetic process; mannose metabolic process; protein N-linked glycosylation. Gene Ontology annotation, molecular function: phosphomannomutase activity. Gene Ontology annotation, cellular component: cytosol. The record is from RefSeq and is a predicted model, not a curated record.
AUAUUUUUGUUGUAUUUUGUUUCUAAUACAACUUCUUAUCACCAAGCAAAAUGCCGUUGAUUGCAUCGCAUAUAUCAAAAUCCAGCAUUGCUCGGGAGGCUCCGAGUCGCUCUCCAAAACGAUUCCGUUUGCAUGGACAAAGUGUCAUUGCGUUUCCAUUAGGAUAGGUUACAUUUACGCUCUUUUUCCUUUCAAGUUUUUUUCAUAUCCUUUAAAUUUAAUUAAUUAAAUUACUGUGAGCACGUACUUCGUUACAGUAUAAAUAUAUAUAAUCGAAUGAAUUAUGAUUAAAAAUGAUUUGUAGUCUAUUACUCCGAAUUAUGUUCGUUAAGUAGAGGGAAAAAUGAGGCAAUUGUUAACCUGUCUCUUUAACUCGACACGUGAUUUAAAAUAUCCUCUGUUUUUCGAUAAUCUUCGUCUCGAAACAAAUUAUUUAAAACUUAAACAGGUGCUUAAAAGAUUACACAGAUAAAGAUUUUACAUCAUGUCAAAGAAGAUUAUUUGUUUGUUUGAUGUGGAUGGCACACUCACUGAACCACUGCAGCCAAUCAGUCCUAGCUUUGAAAAGUUUCUCCUAGAAACUGUAAAGAAAGAUUUUGACAUUGCAGUAAUCGGAGGUUCUGAUUUGAACAAGAUUCAAAAACAGCUAGGUAGUGGAAAUCUUUUUGAAAAGUAUAAGUAUGUCUUUGCGGAAAAUGGCCUUAUCGCUUUCAAGAAUGGCAAAGCUUUACCUUCACAAUCAAUUCAAAAUAUGCUCGGAGAGGAUUUUCUGCAGGAUUUUAUAAAUUUCACCUUGCGAUAUAUAUCCGAGCUGAAGCUACCAUUUAAGCGUGGAACAUUUAUCGAAUUCCGUACAGGCAUGUUGAACAUUUCGCCAGUUGGACGAAAUUGCAGCAAAAAAGAACGCGAGCAAUUUUAUGAAUAUGACAAAGAACAUCAUAUUCGGGAAAAAUUUAUACAAAUCCUGAAAAAGGAGUUUCCUGAUUCGGGUUUAACUUACAGUAUCGGGGGACAAAUCUCUUUUGAUGUUUAUCCCAUCGGUUGCGAUAAAACGUAUUGCUUGCGUCAUAUUCAAGGAUAUGACGAAAUACACUUUUUUGGUGACAAAACAACCGAAGGUGGUAACGAUCAUGAGAUUUACGAGAGCGAUCUGACAAUAGGACACCGUGUCACUUGUCCCAAGGACACCAUGAACCAAUUGAAUAUCCUUAUGACUCUCAUAAAAGAGAAUAGGGAGAAAGAGCAGCUCAAUGUUCCGUUGCAAUGUGUAUAAUAAUUAAGGCCU